Molecule: messenger RNA, 1707 nt
Organism: Tachysurus vachellii
Lineage: Eukaryota; Metazoa; Chordata; Actinopteri; Siluriformes; Bagridae
Gene: tmprss4b
Product: transmembrane serine protease 4b
Exons: 11
Coding region: 158-1462 (434 amino acids)
Biological process (GO): proteolysis
Cellular component (GO): membrane
Molecular function (GO): serine-type endopeptidase activity; protein binding
Source: RefSeq, a predicted model, not a curated record
AUAUGCUUUGGUGUGCAUGUUCUACCUGACACACACCUAUACACAGCAAAAAAAAACGUGAGUUACACACACAUGCUACAUCACACACUACAUAGCAGUGUUACAGUUAUGCCAUUGAUUUGGUUGGACAUUUUAAUGUAACAUACACACAGAGGUCAUGCCUGUGCAUUCAAGGAGGUUAUCAAAGUUACAGACUGAGAACAAGAAGAGGAUGAGGUUGGCACUGAUCAUCAUCUGCUGCGUGUUGCUGAUCUUGGUGAUCCUGGCACUAGGAAUACACUACAUCGUCAGAUACGUAAACACGACGUUUUACUUCUGCGCUCAGUCGCUGGCGUUCGUUCCCAUUGAAAACGCCUGUGAUGGGAAGAUGGACUGUGAUGCUGGAGAGGACGAGAUCAACUGUGUGUCCAGCCUGAGGAUCAACACCAUAUAUCCAGUGAGGUUGAUGGGCGAGAGUUUGAUUUUGCAGGUUUUUGUGAACAACGAAACCUGGAGCACUGUGUGUGCUGACAACUGGAGGACGCAACACACUCGAUUAGCCUGCCAGCAACUGGGUUACACACAUAGCCCACGGAGUAUACAAGUGCCCGUGAAGAGUCUACAUCCCGACCUACAGACUGCCUUCAGUGUGGUGAACGACGAGGGCCAAGAUGCGAGUGCAAGCAUUCAAAGUGCACUCACUAUGAGAGAUGAGUGCAACUCCGGCUCGGUCAUAUCGCUGUCUUGCUCAGACUGUGGUGAGGUGGUUGGUGAAGACCGGAUCGUUGGUGGUACAGACACGACCAUAGAAUCGUGGCCAUGGCAGGUCAGUUUGCACUGGGACACACAGCAUGUGUGUGGAGGAUCGCUGAUCUCGACACAAUGGCUAAUCAGUGCUGCCCACUGCUUCACUGGAAGAACCAAAGAACUGAGCCAGUGGAGUGUGGUUUUAGGCCAAACCUAUAUAACCUCAUCUGGGGCUGUGUCAGUGGAGAGCAUCCUGCUAAACCAAGCCUACAACUCUGUGACCCAUGAUUAUGACAUCGCCAUGGUCCGACUCGCCUCCGAUGUUCUUCCUGGAGCCUCAAUCCAUCCAGUCUGCCUUCCCCCCUACCAGCUGUCAAUCAUGGAGGGGGACGACCUUUUUGUGACAGGAUGGGGCGUACAACAUGAAAACGGCCAGCUGUCAGAUGUUCUACAGAAAGCCACGGUUCCUUUGAUUGACACGUCUGUAUGUUCCAAUGCAUCCAUCUACGGCUCUGCCUUCACUCCCAGGAUGCUGUGCGCUGGCUUUCUGAAAGGAGGAGUAGAUUCCUGUCAGGGGGAUAGUGGGGGUCCGCUGGUUUUCCUGUCAUCCCGGUGGCACUUGGUGGGCGUAGUGAGCUGGGGAAGCGGCUGUGCCCGUAAAGGUCUGCCUGGAGUUUACACUGACGUCAGACAGCUACUGAACUGGAUUUACAGCACCAUGGAGCAAUACCCUUAAGAACUUGAUGCACUGGAAAAAUGCAUCUAAUGGUCCAGGAAGAUGGGACACACGAUGUUUAACUGGAUAUCUGGGUAACGGUUAGCAUAAUAGAAAUGUGCUCAUGCUUAUUGGUGUAUUGUGGUGGAUAUAAAUUUUAAAAUAAAUAUUAGGCCUUUGGGGUGUUUUUUUUUAAUUUAUUUUAGUGUUUGGAUCAGUGUUGUGUUAAAAAUAUAUAGAGCUCAUAAUUGUACCAUGCAUUUUCU